Messenger RNA from Capsicum annuum, 483 nucleotides. RefSeq lists its product as uncharacterized. NCBI's taxonomy places the organism in Eukaryota, Viridiplantae, Streptophyta, Magnoliopsida, Solanales, Solanaceae. The record is from RefSeq and is a predicted model, not a curated record. Bases 1 to 483 code for a protein of 160 amino acids. The transcript has a single exon.
AUGUCUUUAACAACCAUUUUCUUGUUCUUUCUCUUCUUUACUACUGUUGUUUCAGACACUGAGAAGACAUCGGUCUACGAUGAGCUUCAACGCUAUGACUUCCCUAUCGGCAUUCUUCCUAAAGGUGUGAUAGCCUACGAGUUGAACUCGAUGACAGGUGAGUUCUCGGUGUAUCUCAGUGGCUCGUGUAGGUUCAUGUUGAGUUCGUACGAGCUACAUUACGCGCCUGUGAUCAACGGAGUUAUAUCGAAAGGAAGGCUUAGGAAAGUAAGUGGUGUUAGUGUUAAGGUUGUGUUGUUAUGUUGGCUUAACAUUGUUGAGGUUAAGAGGAUUUGUGACGAUCUGCAAUUCUCAGUUGGAUUUACUUCUGCAAAUUUUCCUAUUAGGAGCUUUGAGAAAUCGCCUCGUUGCGAAUGUGGGUUGCGUUGUAUUCACGAGGAUGAAGGGGAGCUCGGACAAAAGCUCCCCGUGUCUUCCUCGUAG